AUGGGUCUUAUGUUAUAUACGGACAAGCUGAAUCAGGCGGAGUACCUAGUGGACGGUGAUAGCAUGCUGUUCCUUUACACAGGGGAGGUGUACGGCACCGCCACCAUGCGCAAGAUCAUCGACCAGACGACCAUGGACACGCUGUUCCGGUUCGCCGACCAGUUCAAUGCGAUCGGUCUUACGGAUCUCGAAAUAGCUGCCCUGUGUGCCGUGCGACUCACUGUUGUCGGGGACACAACUCUUGACGACCGCCCCACCGUGGAUCGCGCCCGUCGCGAUUUUGAAGACGCCCUCAUACAUGCGUUGAAGAGCGAGCAUUCUGAAUCAGCCAACCAGCUGCUUGACGACAUAAACAGGCUACUUCCGCUACUCGAGGAAACGAACAGGGUUCAGCGAAAUAUAAUUGCAAAGUUUCCCGUCAACUACGAUAAAACAAAUACUAAUUAA
Dreissena polymorpha is the source of this 447-nucleotide messenger RNA. RefSeq lists its product as uncharacterized. The transcript is spliced from 3 exons. The record is from RefSeq and is a predicted model, not a curated record. Bases 1 to 447 code for a protein of 148 amino acids. NCBI's taxonomy places the organism in Eukaryota, Metazoa, Mollusca, Bivalvia, Myida, Dreissenidae.